AUGACUUUGGGUGAGCUGGCUUCGUUGAUUCGGACGCCGGUGGCCCAGAUCAUCACCUAUUUCUUCGCUGAGAAGGGUAAGCCGAUGACGAUCAACGACGUCUUGGAAAAGGAAUUGAUUGAAGAGGUUUGCAAUCAUUAUGAAUUGGAAUACAUUUUCGAUGAUGAGAAGACCACCACGGCGGGCGACCGGGGCUUUCUGGCAGAACAACAGGAGGGUGACCACCUUGAGCCUCGCCCUCCAGUGGUCACAGUCAUGGGGCAUGUGGACCAUGGGAAGACCACCUUGCUGGACACCCUGCGGCAACGGAGCGUGGCGGCCACGGAGGCGGGGGGCAUUACCCAGCGGAUCGGCGCCUAUACGGUGGAACUGGAUGGGCAACAGAUCACCUUCAUAGAGCCUUGGCAGCCGUGGCAGCCUUGGCCUCUGAAAGCCCUCCGCACAAAGCGGGACACGCCCGGGCACGAGGCCUUCACCGCCAUGCGCGCGAGAGGCGCGCAGGUCACCGACAUCGCGGUGCUGGUGGUGGCCGCUGACGACGGGGUGAUGCCCCAGACGCGCGAGGCGAUCGCGCAUGCGCGGGCGGCGGAGGUGCCGAUCAUUGUGGCCAUCAACAAGAUUGAUAAGGACGGUGCAGAUGCGCAGAUGACCCGGCAAAAGCUCUCCGAGGAAGGUUUGAUCGCUGAAGAUUGGGGUGGCGAUGUUCCCAUGGUGGAGGUGAGUGCCAAGAAGAACAUCAACUUGGACGACGCUUGGUUGGGAAGCACUUCGUUGGGCGUAGGGUUGUGGGAGGGAUUCUUGGAGGUUUCUUAG
Messenger RNA from Durusdinium trenchii, 813 nucleotides. NCBI's taxonomy places the organism in Eukaryota, Dinophyceae, Suessiales, Symbiodiniaceae. The record is from the annotation of a GenBank genome assembly.